Molecule: messenger RNA, 1837 nt
Organism: Drosophila novamexicana
Lineage: Eukaryota; Metazoa; Arthropoda; Insecta; Diptera; Drosophilidae
Exons: 4
Coding region: 73-1800 (575 amino acids)
Source: RefSeq, a predicted model, not a curated record
AUAUGUCUUGGGACAAUUACUCUUUUAUUUAUUACGAGUGUUUUCUCAGACAAUAUUCGGCAAAAUGCAGGGAUGUGGUCUUAUGAUCCACAGGCUUUUCUUCUGUACAAUCAAAUUAGUAAUAAACACCCAAGUCAAUAUAGAAAACUGUACUGGUAUCCGACUAGAAUGCCAACCAUGCCCACCCAAAAACAACGUGUGGGAAAAUUUUUAGUUACGCAUGGAUAUGCGAGUGUACGGGAACAUAGUCCAUAUAAUGGACUCCAAAUAAGGAACACGUUUAAGAAUACUUACGAUGGUUAUUUGUCACCGCAAGUUCUGCGAACAUAUUUACGAUCUGCUAAAUUACCUACGACAUCAGCAACAACGACAACAGUAAAUACAAAUUUAAAAAAUAUUCAUUCAGACUAUAAAAGCUUUACAAAUUGUAAUGAACUUACUAAUCUAACAUUGCCUGUGAACAGAAAUAACGCAAACGUUUCAAAUUAUUUUAAGGCUGCCGAAAGUAUUUCAAACAUUAUGCCAAAAAAUAACGCGACAUAUGAACCAUUCGUAGCACAUACGUACUUUACUCUCGAUGAUGUCAUUGUGCCCUAUUCAACUGAAAACUUCAAAUAUAAAGCAAAUCAGGAAUAUAUGAGCGAAAAUAAAUUGAAACCCCAAAUCGUUGCUCAAGACAAGCCACUUGCAAAUAAGUUCACUGUCAAGAUGCUGGAUGAUGAUAUUCAUAAAUUUGAGCCAAUAAAAUCCACUGAAACUAUUAUUAAGACAACAACUACGGGAGUUCCACAUGUCAAGAUGCUGGAUGAAUAUUUUCAUAAAUUUGAGCCAAUAAAAUCCACUGAAACUUUAAUUGAAACAACAACUGCGGGACUUCAAAAUGUCAAGAUAUUCGAUGAUGAUAUUUCUGAAUUUGAGCCAAUAAAAUCCACUGAAACUAUUAUUAAAACAACAACCGCGGGACUUCCACAUUUAAAUUUUCUUACAAAAGUCGAAACGAACAUACGCAAAGAAAUUGUUAAUUUAACAACAUCAAAUCACACAGGAGCAACAAAUAUACCGAAUGCAAUAUUAAAUAAGACAAACAGUAUCUCAAAAAUAAAUGUUUCACCCCGUGAGCAUAUUAGACUAUAUACCUUUAAUAAGAAAAAGUGCGAUACCUGCAGAAAAAGCCAGUUAAGCAGUGAGAAUAAAUCAUUAAGCAACCUCACCCAUUAUAAUGAAAAGCUAUUAAAUGGUCAUUCGACAAAGAACGCAUCAAAAAUUAUAAAAAAGGACAAUCGUACAGAUAAUAAAUUCGUUUCCCUUAGAAUUAAAAAAACACAAAACCAAACAAAUAUCGGGCUUCUUAAUUCCAAGCCCAUUAGCACUACCGAAUCUCCGCAAUUCAAAAAUAUAAAUAAAACAAAGCAUUUUUAUUUAAGACGUCGAAAAUUGCAUGCCAAUGCAACAGUAUUAAAUGCAUAUAAUUUGACACAAGCAAAUACUAAUAGCUCAAAAAAUAUAAAGCCCCAGAUAGAAGAACCCCAAAACAACUUUACCGACAGGCGAAAAUUACGCAACGCACAGCUAUUGAAUGCAACCACAAACGUUAUUUUGGCUCGUUCAAACGCGAAUAACGAAGUUACAGCGCUUGCAGAAGAAUCUGCUAUUAUGACAAUAUCGAAUAAUAAUGGCAAAAGUAACAGAAAGUUACAUUUAUUAGAUGCCCCGGUUAUAAACCAUCCGAACUUCGCGCAUACCACUGAUUUACCAAAACUCCCAAUCGAAGUUUAUUUUACGAAACUUAACCAAAACUGAUUUGACCGCAAACACUAUGCACAACAAAUUAACCAAU